Molecule: messenger RNA, 1862 nt
Organism: Anopheles arabiensis
Lineage: Eukaryota; Metazoa; Arthropoda; Insecta; Diptera; Culicidae
Gene: ash2
Product: set1/Ash2 histone methyltransferase complex subunit ASH2
Exons: 5
Coding region: 188-1780 (530 amino acids)
Cellular component (GO): Set1C/COMPASS complex
Molecular function (GO): protein binding; transcription cis-regulatory region binding
Source: RefSeq, a predicted model, not a curated record
UCAGGACGCGUGCGGCAAAGAGCAAGCCGUACUGUAGCGCAAACAUACGAUUCUACAAACAUUGUUUAUUUCAUGAAUGAAAUACGCGGCAAGGAGUUGUACAUGUGCUAGAAAACGAAUCUCAAGACGUAAAGGUACUUAAAUUCUUCCCGUGCCCUUGGCUAUCCUUAAGCAGCGAGUGUUUACCAUGGAUGUGAAUGACGCGAAACCCGAGCUCAAGAAAUCUCCCUCGGCAGAGGAGAAAUAUAAUUGUUAUUGCGGAAAGGAAAGAAAUCUCAACAUAGUGGAGUUGCUCUGUGCCACCUGCAGUAGGUGGUUCCACGAGUCCUGCAUCGGGUUUCAGCUUGGCCGCCUGGUACCGUUCAUGAUGAACUACGUGUUUGUGUGCAAAAACUGCUCCAUGACGGGGUUGGAAAGCUUCCGCAAGGUGCAAGCCUCGAUACCCCAGAUGUGCAUUACGGCGCUGGCGAACCUGCAGCAAACGGCGGCCAAGGAGGGCAAAGCGCGGCUAAUGUUCAGCAAGGACAAGGACAUUAUACCGUACAUGGAUCACUACUGGGAGGCAAUGACGACCAUGGCGCGCAGAUCGACUCAAUCCUGGUACGCGACCGUGCAGCGCUCGCUAAUAAAAGACAUCAACACGCUGUUUUCGUACGAGGAAAGUAACGAGCAGGGACAAAUGUAUGGGCUGGCCAAUACGGAUCUUACCCAGAUUAAGCCGACGUAUGACGAAGCAACCGCAUUGGCCACGCAAAACUUUUCGAAAAGCAGACAACAGAAGCGAAAGCUGCCCAACAGUGAGCAAAGCGGGGCGCUUGGAAAGAAGAGCCGCCUCGGCACGGAUGUCGGUGCGCUGGUCAAGCUGCCAGCCCACGGCUACCCGCUGGAGCAUCCGUUCAACAAGGAUGGAUACCGGUACAUACUGGCAGAACCCGACCCGCACGCACCGUUCCGGCAAGAGUUUGACGAAAGCGCUGACUGGGCAGGCAAACCGAUUCCGGGCUGGCUGUAUCGAGUGCUGUCGCCGAACGCGGUGCUGAUCGCGUUGCACGAUCGUGCUCCCCAGCUAAAGGUAUCCGAGGAUCGACUGUCGAUAACGGGCGAGAAGGGUUACUGCAUGGCACGGGCUUCUCAUUACGUCACUAAAGGAUGCUGGUACUGGGAAGCUACCGUGGAGGAUAUGCCCGAUGGUUCGGCCUGCCGUCUGGGAUGGGGACAGGAGUAUGCCAAUCUGCAGGCACCACUCGGUUACGAUAAGUUCGGAUAUUCGUGGCGGUCGCGAAAGGGCACCAAAUUCCACGAAUCACACGGCAAGCAUUACAGCGCGGGGUAUGGAGAGGGGGACACGCUCGGCUUUCUAAUCACACUGCCGAGCGAUAAUCAGGCAAACCAGGCAUCGAACACGUUCAAGGACCGGCCGCUGGUAAAGUUCAAAAGCCAUCUGUAUUACGAGGACAAGGACCGUGUGAAUGAAACGCUGAAGGCGCUGAAAGUGCAGCCGGGCAGUAAGAUUCACUAUUUUAAGAACGGCGUCUGUCAGGGGGAGGCAUUUGUGGACGUGUACAAAGGUGCCUACUAUCCGGCAAUAUCGUUGCACAAAAACGUAACGAUCAGUGUGAAUUUUGGACCGAAAUUUAAGCACCCAGAGGUGCUGAAAGAGUUCAAAGCCCAGUCGAUGCACGAACGAGUGGAAGAAAUGAUCUGCGAGCAAACCAUGGCCGACAUGAUGUACUUUACGGAAAAUGAUGGAAAGCUUCGACUCGACACCUACAGCAUCUAAAUGGCGAUCCUGUUGUUUGGAGUGGAACGGAAUAAACACUCAGAAGAUGCUACAAACAAUCAUUUGUAACAUUGCCCCAUAA